AGGUGCACACAUGAACGCGCCUCUGUCAACUCAAGGCGUUGAGAGAUGAGGGAAGUCAGACAGCUGUAGCUUUAGUCAUAAUUUUGUUAUAAUGACACCUCUUUCUGUCACACAGACCUGUCAGAAAGCACAGUAAUACUACACAGAGAGUGUGUUUAUUUCGUCUUGUAGUGUUUUGCUGUGGGUGAAGAUGGCGCAAGCGUUAUCUGAAGAGGAGUUUCAUCGCAUGCAGGCUCAGCUCUUGGAGUUGAGAACGCAGAACUACCAGUUAUCUGAUGAGCUGCGGAAAAAUACAGCAGAGCUGAACAGUGUUCGUCAGAAGAUCUCAACCUUGGAGAAAGACUAUGUGAAAGCACAGAAGGCUUUGAACAAAAGCAAGAAAGCACAGGAGGUAGAUGCAUUGCUCAGUGAGAACAAGAUGCUUCAGGGGAAGUUACACAGUCAGGAAGAUGAUUUUCGAUUGCAAAACAGCACCCUUAUGCAAGAGCUGUCCAAGUUAUGUUCCCAGAUUGAACAGUUGGAGCUAGAGAAUCAAGGGUUGAGGGAUGGUCAAGGUUUGGAAAGACCCGCCUCCAGCCCCACCUCUGCUGAGCUCCUGCGGCUCCAGGCUGAAAACUCCGCCCUGCAGAAGACAUUGACAGCUAUUCAAGAACGCAAAGAUGUCCUCAUCGAUGGAGAGGCUGACACUAAUGGAGUCCAGUCAGAGGCCAGCGGUCACAGUGAAGACACCGGUGUCCCAGGCAGUAAUGAAGUGGACCAGGCCGAAGUGCAGGAUGUGAAACCAGAACGAGAUAAUGAUCGUAGCGAUGUAAAGUUGAAGCUCCAAACAGUGAUGGAAGAGAAAAGCUUAUUAAGAGAGCAACUGCAGUCACUGGAGACAUCCAAGCAGACAGAAAUUGUAAAACUUCAAGAAGAAAAUGCUAAGUUAUCUGACAAACUGAAGAAAAAACAAGAAAGCUUUCAGCGACUACAGGUUGAGAAAGAAGCACUUUACAAUGACAGCAGGACUAAAAUUGAUGAGAUCCAGCAGAGGAAAGAGGAGGAGCUGAAAUCCAUAAACCUACGUGUGCAGAAAGUUCAAGCCGAUUUAAUGGCCGCCAACCAGAAUGUGGCUGAGCUGAAGGAACAGUUGCAGAGUAAACAGAAAGAGCAUGAGAUGGCCAUCCACGCGCUCAAAGAUCAGGUAGCAUGUCAAAGUGCUGUCAGUCAGGAGCAGGUGGAGGGUAUGCUGAGUGAGAACGAUGCUCUCAGGACAAAUCUUGCAGCCCUAGAACAGAUUCAAACUGUGAAGACUCAGGAACUGAAUUUGCUGAGAGAGCAAAACAUGGCACUUAACAGCGAGCUUCAGCAGAGACGGGGUGAUCAGGAGAGCUUUCUGGCACAAAGAGAUGAUCUGAACUCUCAGCUACAGGAGUCAAACCGAGCAAACAGUCGACUGCUGGAGCAACUCACUGAAGUGGGGCUAGAUAAAGACAAAUUACAGCAGGAGUUAGAAGAGGCCAGAAAGACUGCAGAUAAGCGUAAGGUCAUGCUUGAUGAACUGGCCAUCGAGACGGCACAGGUGAAGUCUCAGCACAAAGAGGAGCUCGGCGACGUGCGUCUCCAGCAUGAGAAAGAGGUGCUGGGCAUCAGAGCGCGCUAUGAAAAGGAACUCCGGGGCCUCCACGAGGAGAAGAACCGCACGGAAGAGGAGAUCCGAUCACAGCUGCGAGAUGAGAAGGCACGCAAUAAAGAGCUGGAGGGCCUUCAGCCGUACGUGGAGGAACUAAAAGCUCAGGUUCAGUCGAUGGAGGGAACGAAGGGCUGGUUUGAACGCAGGCUCAAGGAAGCAGAGGAGACUAUGGAAAAUAAAGUUCUGGAGCAUUCAGAAGAGAUCCAGAGACUGCAGCGAGAACACACAGUUCAGCUGGAGGCUAAAGCUGCAGAGGUGGAUGGUGUCAAACAGCAAGUGACAGAGCUGGAGAAGGAGAAAGAAGAUCUCAAAAACACAAUCGGCAAACUGAAACAGGAAAUCAAAGAUGUAGUGGAUGGACAGAGAAUCCUGGAGAAAAAAGGCAGUUCGGCGCUGAAAGACUUAAAAAGACAACUUCAUUUGGAGAGAAAACGAGCAGAUAAACUUCAAGAGCGUCUGCAGGAGAUUCUAACCAACACUAAGACUCGUACAGGUCUGGAGGAGUUGGUGUUGUCAGAAAUCAGUUCCCCGAGCCGUACGCAGCAGACCGGUGACAGCAGCAGCAUUUCUUCUUUCAGCUAUAGGGAGAUCAUGAAAGAUGGAGCGUCCGCACCCAGCACCAAUAAGUCGAAUACCAGCAGUCCUCAAUCUCAGCGACCGGCUGACCUUUCAGACGAUGAGGUUGGCGAGCUCUUCCAGAGACUUGCUGAGGUCCAGCAGGAGAAAUGGAUGCUGGAGGAGAAGGUCAAACACUUGGAGGUCAGCUGUGCCUCAAUGGCCGAUGACAUCUGUAAAAAGAGCGCCAUCAUCGAGACGUACGUCAUGGACAGCCGAAGAGAUGGAGGUGGAGUGGCUCAUGGACAUGUGGCUCAGGGAGAACGUGGAGGUUUGAGCUCUGUGUUUAGGGAUCUGGUGAAACCUGGAGAUGAGAACCUGCGUGAGAUGAACAAAAAACUGCAGAACAUGCUAGAAGAGCAGCUGACCAAGAACAUGCACCUUCAGAAGGAUCUAGAGGUUUUGUCUCAGGAGAUCGUUCGUCUGAGUAAAGACGGCACCUCUGAGGAAAGCUCCAAAGCCACGGGCUAAAGCCCUACGCCCGAUGAUUCAGUACCCUUCUGUUUCUCUCUCUUUCUCUCUCAUCUCUUCACGGCUACCAGGAGGGAAGUUACGUCCAUCUCUUGCAAGAUUUGACCUCCGGCUGGAAUCUCAGAUGUUUAGGAGCACAGAGGGUCACAACAGAUCGUGUUCAUCUGUGAUUUACAUGCUACUGAAUGUAAUGUAACACUUCAUAUGUUUGUCUGUGACUGGAAAGAACUGAUGACACGGGGUCGGCGUACCGUCCUCUGCUGCUUGAUACGUGUUAAUGGGUCUGGGGCGUCGUCUCUGUGGUCCGGACGGACCGCUAGCGGCUUCUAAACCUACCACUAAUGUCCCGGUUCUGGAGAUUACACCGUGUGUAACAGUUAGGUGUCUGCUUUCUUAAACUGCUGUCACUGUUGUGUAUAUUUGUUUUUGCUGAAAAAGAUUAUUUUAUGUGUGGGCAUAGAUUUGAUCAUCAGAAUUGUAUUUAUUUGUGCCAGAGGAUCCAGCUAGCGUAGUGUUUGUACGUCUACAGAAAGCUGCCGCAGUGCGUGAUGUUUCUCAAGUUCUGCAGACUUCAUUAGUAUAUCAACACAUUCAGAAAGUUUUCUAGAUGCGAUAAUUACCAGAGCAAUUUGUGUCGGCUCUCAAAAUGUUCCUGCGAAGGAAAACGACUCCCUGGACUUCCCUUAUUAAACAGCAAUCUCGCCGCGUCUUAACCACACGCUCUGACACCUCCGUAUCCGCCUCAGAACCGACAGCGCUGUUGAGGAACCCAGCAAUUUACAACAAUGCCCACUCGACUCCCGUCAGAAAACACAACAUCUGUUAUCUCUAUUGUUUGGUGAAUUUAGUUUUUACGUUUUCAGCUUUGUGUAAACAUUUUAAAGUCUGACACAGUGUUUUAUUUUGAGAUUGUUUCAGUGUGAUGUAAUUGCGGUGACGCUGCAGUAGAAGAGCAACAGGACACAGGUUUUGAGUCGUGAGAUUGUUAAAAAUAUGAAGAUUGUCUUAUCGUAAGUUCUCAGGCUCAGUUCGUAUUUUUGUGCGUAAUUGCUUGCACUUGAUUUUUUCAUAAAACUAACCAGCGCACUACGGAUCUCAGAUAGAGUAGACACUAGAUUUAAUUUGAUGCAAGUUUAUAAGCAGAUAUAUAUUCAGUACCCCUCUUUAUUUAGGAUUCAUAUUAUUAUCUUGGUGUUGUGCUUUAAGUUAAAGGAUUACUCCACUUUCAUAUUGAUAAUAAAAAUAUUUUACUCGCCACCAUGGGAUCCAAGGUGUUUAUAUCUUUCUUUAGUCGAAAAGAAAUUAAGUUUUUUUUUUAGGAAAACAUUUCAGGUUUUUCUCCAUCUAGUGGACUUUAGUGGACCUCAACAGUUUUAAUGCAGCUUCAAAGCGAUCCCAAUCGAGGCAUAAGGGUCUUAUCUAGCAAAACCAUCGCCAUUUUCACGCAAAAAUAUGUACUAUUAAACCAGAGCUUCUCAUCUUGCGCUAGCCGUGUAAUGCGCCACAUGUGAAACGCACACUUGCAGACCAUUUUAAGCAAUAAACUGACACAAAUAUGUUAUUAGUAUAACAUACAACAACGUCUGAAUGCUUCUCUUUCUCCACACACUGCAAAAAUGACUUUCUUACUUAGUAUUUUUGUCUUGUUUUCAGUUAAAAUAUCUAAAAUGUCUUAAAUUAAGAUGUGUUUUCUUGAUGAGCAAAAUGACCUAGGAAAAUAAGUCUAGUUUUUAGAUAAAAAAAUUAACUUUAAGUAAAUUAGUGCCUAAAACAAGCAAAAAAAAUCUGCCAAUAGAAGUGCUUAUUUCAAGACUUAUUUCAAGACAAUGUUUCUUAUUCAAUUGGCAGAUUUUUUGUUUGCUUUAAAAGUUUAUAUUUUUUCGUCUAAAAACUAGACUUAUUUUCCUAGGUAAUUUUGCUCAUCAAGAAAAUACAUUUUUUUUGCAGUGCACUAGUAUUUUUGUCUCUUUUUUUCAGUAAAAAUAUCUAAAAAUUGUUAACUUAAGAUUUAUUUUCUUGAUGAGCAAAACGACUCAAAAAAAAUAAGUCUAGUUUUUAGACCAAAAAUAUCAAAUGUAAGUGAUUUUGUGAAUAAAACAAGCAAAAAAAUCUGCCAAUGGGGUAAGCAAAUUUUUCUUUAAUUUUUCUUGAAUUUUGUGUUUAAGAAAAAUGUUCAAGCACAGAUUUACUUAAAUUUGAUAUUUUUGGUCUAAAAACUAGACUUAUUUUAUUGUGUUGUUUUGCUCAUCAAGAAAAAGCAUCAUAAUUUAAGAAUUUUUAGAUAUUUUUUACUGAAAACAAGACAAAAAUACUAAGAAUUUUUUUCUUAAAUCAUUUUUUGCAGUGUGGUAGUUUCACAUACGUCAUGUGUGACCUUUCAACAUGAUUACGUAAUACAAGAGGUCACGCUGGUGCAUCACACGGCUAGUGCAAGAUGAGAAGCUGUGUUUUAAAAUUACAUUUCAAUAAUUUUUUACAAAAAAUGAUGAUGGUUUGUCUAGAUAAGAGCCUUAUGUCUCAUUUGGGAUCGUUUUGAAACCUUUAACACUGCAUUGAAACAGUAAACUGUUGAGGUCCACUAUAUGGACUUGCAUAUGGAGUUGCAUUUUUUAUAAGUGGAAUAUUCCUUAAACAAAAUAUUAAUAUGACAUGUUUCCAGAUUUCCAGUGGACAAAACUGCAUGGAUAGGUGGAAAAAUGCUGGGUUAUUUUCAACCCAGCGUUGGGUCAAAAAGUGAUGAACCCAACCCAUUGGGUCGUAAUUUAACCGAUACUGGGUUGUUUUAACCCAUUGUUGGGUCAGAUAUAAAUGUGACCCAAUGCUGAGUUAAACAUUUUUAUGUAUAAAAUAAUAGUAUUAACCAUACAACCCCUACUCUAAAAAAAUGUUGUGUCAAAUAUGGGAAAACCCAACUGUUAGGUUAUAAAUAACCAUUUGCUAUGUUUGUAAUUACCCAACCCAGCAUUUAGGUUGAAAUUAAUCCAAUGUGUAUGGUUUGUCUUGUAACUCUUUUAAGCAUUGAGCAGACUGUCUAUCUCUCUCUUGCAGACUUGUUUUGUUUUCUAUCAGAGUAAAUAUGGUGUCUACUUCGAAUGAGGUCCAUUAAUCAUUUUAGAUGCAAUGAAUUAUGACCAAACAGCUCUGAGAAAUGAUUGUUAGUUGAAUCUGUUGUGAUUGGACAACAGAACAUAUUAGAUGAUUCGUGAUUUUUGUGACAUGAGAUUAUAAAAGCUGCGUCCAUCCAUUUCAUAAGUGAGUCUGUGUUAAUGAAUAUAAAUGCAUAUAUUCAAGGUUUAAUUAUUCAUGAGCGGUUACUUUUCUGUUUAUUUAAAGCUUUUGUUAGGUUACUGCAAUGCUUUAAACUUGACUAAUAGACGGUUAAUCAGCUCGUGCAUGGUGCUUAAUAUGCCUGCUGUUUCUGACUUCCAAAGGAAAUCCUGACUGAAAGAUUUUCCAUAGUUUUCCCAUCCUACGAACACCUCACACAAUUUAUAUCAUUCACGGGUGGACAAACUGUGUUUUUUGUAAUCACAACUGACAUUGCAGUAAAGAUUCACUUACUGUAGAUCAUCACACUCCAAAAGAAUGACGGAUGUUUGCCUUUGAAGCUCAGAUUGUUUCUUGUUUUGCCUUCUUAGUCUUAUCUAAUAUCUGCCAAUUUAGCUUUUCUUUAAUCCAGAUCAUCAGCUGAUCAGCACUAACACAUGAAAAUAAAUCGAAUUAUAUUACUAAUCCCCAAUAAACCACUACAUGCUGUAGGAUUCAUAUUUAUUUAUGUGCAUUUGUCAUGUCAUGUCUUUCAUAUC
Molecule: messenger RNA, 6564 nt
Organism: Paramisgurnus dabryanus
Lineage: Eukaryota; Metazoa; Chordata; Actinopteri; Cypriniformes; Cobitidae
Source: RefSeq, a predicted model, not a curated record